ACUCAAAUUGUGUUGAACAUCACCCUGGGGAGGGAAACAGAUGAAGUUUAGCAUAUAAGGAAAGUUAUCCAGGGAAGCAGAGUGGAUAAGAGAAGGGGAAGAGAAAGGAAAAGAGACUGAAGAUAAAUAAGUGAUGGGAAGCUGCACUCCUCUUACUCCAUCAAGAUAAGGACAUCUUGGUAAGCCCUGUGCCUCACCUCUUUGUAAAGAAUAACUGGGAUGGCAUGUAUUUUUGCUAGCACUUACUAUAUCGGUGCUGUUGCAGCUAGUGCUUUUAUCAGGGGCUGUCCCAAACCUGCUAUGUCUGUCACUUCAACAAAUCAUCUGUUCUUCUGAAAUAUCAGUUAAUUUGUCCACUGAAAGUUCUGGCAGUCAAUGUUAAAACUAGAUUUGUAGCGCACCAAGGCACCCAUUGACAAUGUCAAUAUUUAGCCUUCUCAGAAAUGAAGGCACUUUCUCGACUUGGGUAUUAUUACAAAGUAUUUAUGUUACGUCCUGGCCUGACACUGCCUUUACAUUUGACUUCGACUGGAGUCAGUGUUAUUAAGCCAUAAAUGAACAUCUAGUGCCUACUAAUUUUAUAGAAUAUAUUGCAUUACAAGACACAUAAGUAAGUUUCAACUCUGUAUUUUAUCUGCUGUCAUUGUUUUUCUUUUACAACACGUAAUAUACACAUCCUCAAAGAUCUAUACAUAAUUCUCAGAAUGUGUGAAAUAGCUUACCUAAAACUACUCCAAACUUAAUGAAUUCACAUUCUUUUUCUAGCUCCGGCUGUUGUCUAUUCCAACUUUUUAAAUGAACAAUAGCCUUCUUAUUAAGAAGAUAGUACUGUUCCAUAACAGUCAGAGAAUCAUUUAGGUUGGUUGAAUUAUAAUGUGUGUAUGAACCACUGGGAGAUUUUGCUGCAGGUCUGAAGCUACCUGUGUCAAGUUGUGGGAUGAAGAAAAAAUGGUGAUUUCUACUGUAACAGUACAGAACCAGGUUAGGAAGAACAGUAAAAACACUGCCAAAGUUCUUUUCUCUUGAGGAUCUGCCAUCCAAGGUUUCCUUUUUGUCAGCUGUGCAGCAGUUCUUGGUGAGUGGCCUCUGGCAGGUGAAAAUAGUCCAUUUCUUCAAAAUGUUCCAGAUGAAUUCUGAUGAUCUUUUUCACGCUCUCACACAUUACACUGCCAUUAGGGAUCUUCCUCCCAUUUAGGGACACAGUGUUGCUUCCUGUUGUUAAUACCACUCUCAUUGCAGAGUAGUUAUAUAAACUGACAAAGAAAGCAUCCUUGAGUUUUAAGCUGUAGAGGCAUUCUCUUUUUCUGAGUUCUUGAAGCUGCAAGCUGUUUUGCACCCAAAGUAUUGCAGCAUAGAUGUCUGAAAAACUACAGAUAUCUUUUACAUGUCUUUUUUAGCAACAGGGGGUAAAGCAGAAGUAAAAUUUUACUAUGUUUCCAAAACUGGAGGCUGCAGGAGGCAGCUCAGAGUGAACCAACAUGACUUUCUGCACAGCCAUUCUGGACGAACAGAGACCUUCCUGCAGAGAAAGCAAGCUGGGACUGCAGGGAAUGAUGCUGAAGGACUAGGAAUGAGAGACAACUCAGGUUACCAGAGUUUCUCAACAAAUUUCAAAAUGAUCCUCCGCUCAGGCCGUGAAAAGCCAUACGGAGUGCCUCCUUAUCGAAGGGGACCAAUGAGAAGGAAAUUUCUGCCUAGCACCAGAUCAGCAGCUGCUGAAAACUCAGAUCUUCAACUGCGACAAACACUGAGGUGCUAUAUACAGACUGAAGAUUCAAAAACCGUGCAUUUCAACUUAGAUGAAUGGGGUCGUCAUGAAAUAUCAACUAUGGAUUCACAAGGCCCUGCAGAUACAGCAUGGUUAAGCCUGUUCACAAGCAAGGAACCAGCAGUUAGAGCAAAAACAAACUCUAAAAAUGUGGUGGUCCUCAUGCAGCGAUUAAAGUGUAAUGAAUUUGUGCUGUUGAGCAAAGGUGAAAACCAACUCUGUCUGAAGGUUUUAAAGGGAUGCUGUUCCGAGCCAGAUCAUACUACCACAGAAGAAGGCAACAGGAAAAGGUGCAACAAGGGAGGUCUUGACUUCAAAAAGCUGAAGGAAGAUAAUCACUUUUUCAUCAUGCAUUCUGAAGGAGACUCAGUGAAGUUCCAGUGCUACGAAGACAAAAAUUACUUUCUGCAUGUGAAUGAUCACUCACUUGACAUACGCAAACUGGAUCGUGAUGACCCUGAUGGGGAGAGAAACUUUGUUUUCAAGAAAAUAAUAAAUUCAGUCAGCUCUGUGAUGAGAAGUCAGAUCAACACUUCAUGGAUACUCAUCUUUCCAAGACUUACUUUGCACAUACAAAACCUGUAAACUGACAUUUUCAGCUUCCAACUAACCCGAACAAGUAACAGACAAGGGGGAAAGCAUAUAUUAGUUUUAUUUAGACAUAAAUACAAAACUAAUGCCAGUGAGUGUUUUUUAAUAAUACAGUCUCCCCACUUUGCAGUGGGGAAAAAAACCCCACAUUCAUCCAAUGUGUCUAACAUUUGAAUACAAAAUAUAAUUACUACUUUGCAGUUUAUUUUCAAAAUGAGGCAGAUAUUCUUAAACUUCUACUUUGCAGAUAUGAUAAUUAUUAAAAUAUUAAUAUAAAUAUAUCAGUUUUGUUUUUCUGCACUACAAAAGCUGUGCCUAAUAGAAAAUACUGGGUUCUGUUUGUUGGAAAAUAAUUCAGUGCAAGCAUUCUUCAUAUGUAGCUUCAUGGGCCUCUGGUACUUUGACCAUAUUUGUGACCUGUUAGAAUAAGAUUUGUAAAAGAACAUCAUUCAAUAUAAAUAAUGUCAUUCUGAUGCUAGUUAAUCCAAUGGGAGUUAAAAAAAGUGGGAAGAAGUGGUGACCAUACCUGCAUAGGAUCUAUGUGCUGAUUAAUCCAGAGACUGGAUUUCUUUUGUCCUUGGAGAAGGGAGUGGUCACUCACAGUAGAGAAAUGCUGAAGAUUGACAAGAGGAUCACUGCAUUAAAGUCUGCUUAGGAUAAACCGUUGUACAUUAAAGCAUGAGAUUGUUACCCAACAUUGCUAGGCCUGAUAUAAAUGUCUUCUAUGCACUGUGUUACAUACUAUCUUCAUUAUUGACAACUGUGGAUUAUGAACUAGAUAUCAAAAUUAGAAAUUGUUCAUCUAAUAAAUGUUUUCACAGUCGGAAUAAAAGGUAAUGACAUAGCUUGAGUGCAGUUACAACAGUACUGAAAUAUGUAAAACUUGUAAGUAAUUCAAGUUAACCAUUUUCUAUUAAAGGAACACUAUCAAAUACUAUGUACAUUUCCAUUUAUUCUGUUAAUUCUAAUUAGUAACACAAUAAAGGCAUAGACAAAGA
Messenger RNA from Gallus gallus (chicken), 3357 nucleotides. RefSeq lists its product as uncharacterized. The coding region runs from base 1385 to 2353 and encodes 322 amino acids. The record is from RefSeq and is a predicted model, not a curated record. Lineage: Eukaryota; Metazoa; Chordata; Aves; Galliformes; Phasianidae. The transcript has 8 exons.